UUCGAAAACAAAAAAAAAAUGACGUACAAUAUUGAAGAAGAUGGAACAUGGGAAGAAAGAAGCUUAAAUCUUCUUGCUGAAUCAGACUUUAAUCGACAGUUUUCACGCGAGAAAGACAGAAAAAAGGGAGAAGGGAAACUCAAAACAAAGUGGAUGAUAAGGCCAAUGGCUAUACCUCGAGUAAUCUUGGAACUUCAAGACGAAAGUUCUAGAGAAACUGCUCUUAGAUGUCUUAGUAGAUUCCUCAUUGAGAUAAGAGAAGAAAAUCCAAGGAUGUAUAAUGAUGCUGGACACAUGCUGUACUAUUCUUUUGGCACAAUGUCCAUCUUAUUGCAGGAAAUUUUGGCUUUUCUAAGAAAGAUGGUCGAGGGAAGCCUUAAAUACAGAUCUAUCAAACGUAUCGCAAACGUCCUCACCCUAAUUCAGAGCAUUGCUGCUAACUCAGCUACGAGGGAGAAACUCAUCGAUUUUUUUUUGAUCAAUGUAGCUCAAGUUCCCAUCUUCUUAUUACCCGUGAUAAAGUUUAAAAGCCCAUUAGAGGAUUUUGACAAUAUCUGUGCUGUCGCUCUCUCUGUCAUUGGGAUCAUGUGCCAGGCUAGAGAACCUAAGAUCAUUAAAUGGGCCGUUGAUAACCAAAUUUCGGAGGCAUGCUGGAGCUGCACAGAUACUGGGAACGAGCUCACUAGAGUGAUUGGAAUGCAUAUACUGGAAGCUAUUCUGCGAAAUGAAUAUGGUAUGUCUUACAUUUGUAGUCCAAUGUGCGAUGAUCUUCUUACUGGAUUGAUGAAAGCAUGGAGGGAGAUGAUCACAAUUCUAGCAAAAAACCAAGACUACUCUCCUCGCCUUGUCUUUCAUGUUCUCCGUUGCUAUAUGCUUCUAUGCGUUCAUGAUAGGGGCUUUAGUGCAGUGCUGAGUUAUCUUCCUGAUCCCAUGUUGGAUGGAACUUUCAUUGAAUCUGCAGAGAAAUUUCCAAUAAUUGGACGGUUACUUGACGAGCUUCUCAUGACCAUUGGGGGGAAUGUUCAACAACUACAAACACAUGCGUUCUAAUGAAGGAAAUAUAAUGCAGUUCCAACAAUAGAAUAUUGAAGUCGCUCUUGAAGAUAAAGUUGUUUUAUUGCCAGUAGAAAAGGAAUGCUACAUUUACUCAUUGAUACUCGCCGGGACUCGAGCUUAACUGAUCUCCAGCUCGCAUCAUUUUCCAGAGCUCCCACUCCAUCUACUUUCUAACAACUUUUGAAUGAAUUUCAAUUGCCUAGAUUUAUAGUUAAGAACUACCUUUAACCCUUUAUAUGUUUUUUUGUACAUAUAAAAUACUUACCCUGGCAAGUGUAUAUAUAAAUAUAAUUUCCUGCUACAUCAUUUCUUCUUU
Molecule: messenger RNA, 1372 nt
Organism: Papaver somniferum (opium poppy)
Lineage: Eukaryota; Viridiplantae; Streptophyta; Magnoliopsida; Ranunculales; Papaveraceae
Product: cell differentiation protein rcd1-like
Exons: 11
Coding region: 19-1050 (343 amino acids)
Biological process (GO): negative regulation of translation; mRNA catabolic process
Cellular component (GO): P-body; CCR4-NOT core complex; CCR4-NOT complex
Source: RefSeq, a predicted model, not a curated record